Messenger RNA from Salvia miltiorrhiza (redroot sage), 3795 nucleotides. Its product is annotated as cation/H(+) antiporter 18-like. The record is from RefSeq and is a predicted model, not a curated record. Lineage: Eukaryota; Viridiplantae; Streptophyta; Magnoliopsida; Lamiales; Lamiaceae. The coding region runs from base 1112 to 3517 and encodes 801 amino acids. Gene Ontology annotation, cellular component: membrane; endomembrane system. Gene Ontology annotation, molecular function: antiporter activity. The transcript has 5 exons. Gene Ontology annotation, biological process: regulation of pH; proton transmembrane transport.
AUCACAAUAUUGGAUUUUGAAUAUACUCAAAGGUUGAGAAAAAAAUAUACAGAAAUUGUGUUUAAAAUAUAGAAUUGCAAAUAUGAUCUUACACAAUAAAUAAAUAUUUUAAAGUUUGAAGUGAAUAGAAUUAAGAGAGGAGGGCAAUAAUGGAAAGUACCCAUUUUCGCGGGUCUACAAAAUUGCGUGCAACGCUGCGACGAGCGCCCCUGGCGCAAUUUCAAACCCAAUAUUUCCUCAAUCUCUGGAACGUCAGCGCUCCCUCUCUCUCUUCUCUCUUUCUCUCUCAUAUUCCAUUUUCACAAUUGUCAAAAAAAACACAAGAUUCCGCACUUCACUUGCAAUUGAUAGACGAUGCAGCAAGCGCUGUAAAAUAUUUCUCGAUCGAUAUUAAUGAAUUCAGGUCUGUGUUGUGUUUGUAUGUGAGUGUGUAUGUGUGUGUGUGUGUCUCAGUACACAUGUAGACGCGUUGUGUUGACAGAAUUGCACACAACCCCACGUACACUAGACACGUACCCCAUCACACAAAUCUUCAAGGUGUAAUCUGCACAAAGUUGUGACUUUUUUUUUUUCUUUUUGUGGUUUCUGCAAUUUCACGUGGAAUCAAGGACAUGGUCGUCGAAUCAUAUAAUGGCGGUUAGGAAUUGGGAACGAAAUUAAGAAAAAUUAGGUUUAGCGGUGGCGAAUUUUUUACGUGCAUCGAGACUCGAAAUAAUGUUUUUCUUUUUGAAUUAACUGAAAUCAUGAAGCACAAAACGACAAGGCGUUUAUCUCAAAAGUAUUUGAUACUUGGAGAUUGGCGGUCAUGUUCCUUAUGAUUGAAUCACACUUUUUAACUAUUAUUUUAGCAGUGGAUUUAUUUAUGUAUUGUCAAUGAUGUUCUCUCACUUGUUUAAGUUCUUAGUAAUCGACGUCAAAUCUAUGUUAUGGAUGCUAUUCAGUAUGAUUAUGAGACGGGAUGCGCAUGGAAGUAUGAAACAGAUAAUGACUUAAUCCUUGCUUUUCGACCUGUUCAGCAAAGAAGGGUGAUUGAUCUGGAAUAUUGGGAAAUUUAGGUUAAUGUAUUGAGAAAAGUGUUUUGGUCUUUGCUUUGGGUGGUUUUGCUGCAAAAAUGGCUUCAAACGCGACUGUCAAAUGUCUACCACCGAUGAAGGCCACCUCAAAUGGGGUCUUCCAAGGGGAUGAUCCUCUCCAUUUCGCACUUCCUCUUUUGAUUAUACAGAUAUGCAUUGUGCUGGCGUUGACCCGAAUACUAGCAUUUCUUCUCCGGCCACUAAGGCAGCCUCGCGUCAUUGCAGAGAUUGUUGGAGGUGUUCUCCUUGGUCCUUCGGCUUUGGGCCGGAACCAGAAAUAUCUUAAUGCUAUUUUUCCACCUCGAAGCCUCACUGUUUUAGAUACUCUUGCCAACCUUGGCCUCUUGUUCUUCCUGUUCUUGGUUGGCCUUGAGCUGGAUCCAAAGUCUCUUCGACAGACAGGAAAGAAAGCAUUAAGCAUUGCCCUAGCAGGAAUCAGCCUCCCGUUUGGUUUAGGAGUUGGGACCUCAUUUGUGCUCAGGGCUACUAUUUCCCAAGGUGUGAGUCAAGGGCCAUUCUUGAUUUUCAUGGGAGUGGCUCUUUCAAUUACUGCAUUUCCUGUCUUGGCUCGUAUUUUGGCUGAGCUUAAGUUAUUGACUACAAAUGUUGGUAGAAUAGCCAUGUCUGCUGCUGCAGUCAACGAUGUGGCUGCAUGGAUUCUUCUUGCUCUGGCUGUUGCCUUAUCAGGCACAGGCCAUUCUCCACUUGUUUCCUUAUGGGUCUUCUUAUGUGGGUUUGGUUUCAUACUGUUAUGCAUAAUCGUUUUCCCGUUUGUUUUCAAAUGGAUUGCUAGACGCUGUCCUGAGGGUGAGACAGUUGAUGAGAUAUAUAUUUGUGCUACACUUGGUGCUGUUUUGGCUGCUGGUUUCGUCACUGAUCUCAUUGGAAUUCAUGCACUUUUCGGGGCCUUUGUCAUGGGUGUUCUUGUCCCGAAGGAGGGAGCAUUUGCCGGAGCCCUCGUGGAAAAAGUAGAGGAUAUCGUAUCUGGUCUAUUUCUUCCUUUGUACUUCGUAUCAAGUGGACUGAAGACAAAUGUAGCCACCAUUCACGGGGCUCAAUCUUGGGGUCUUCUUGUUCUAGUCAUAUGUACCGCUUGUUUUGGGAAGAUUUUCGGCACUGUUGUGGUCUCGCUCUGCUGCAAGGUUCGUUUUAGAGAGGCAUUGACCCUAGGUUUCUUGAUGAACACUAAAGGUUUGGUGGAGCUUAUUGUCCUUAACAUCGGAAAAGACCGAGGGGUUCUGAAUGAUCAGACUUUUGCGAUCAUGGUUCUAAUGGCGUUAUUCACGACAUUCAUAACGACGCCAGUUGUUGUGGCCAUAUAUAAGCCAGCUGAACUGGCUAAAUUAGAAUACAAAUAUAGAACAAUUCAGAGGAAGGAAUCCGACACUCAACUCAGAAUGUUUAUCUGCUUUCAUAGCACCAGAAAUAUUCCGACAUUGAUAAAUUUGAUGGAGGCUUCACGUGGUACCGGGAAGAAAGGAGGGCUUCGCAUCUACGCGAUGCACCUAAUGGAGCUGUCUGAAAGAUCAUCCGCGAUUUUGAUGGUGCACAAGGCGAGAAACAACGGGUUGCCGUUUUGGCAAAAGGUGCAGAACUCUGAUGCGAACCAAGUUGUGGUUGCUUUUGAUGCAUUCCAUCACCUCAGCCAGGUCUCCAUACGACCAACAACCGCGAUCUCGCCGUUUUCUAGCAUGCACGAGGACAUUUGCACCAGCGCUGAGAGGAAGAUGGCUGCAAUAAUAAUCCUCCCAUUCCAUAAGCACCAGAGAGUUGAUGGACACUUUGAGACGACACGAGCUGACUUCAGGCACGUGAACCGUAGGGUUCUUGAGCACGCUCCAUGCUCCGUUGGCAUAUUGGUGGAUCGAGGGCUAGGAGGGCCGUCUCAUGUAUCUGCAAGCAACGUCAACUACACAGUGACAGCGCUCUUCUUCGGGGGCCAUGAUGACCGUGAAGCUCUCUCUUACGGCGCGCUCAUGGCAGAGCACACUGGCAUUCGAUUGAAUGCAGUUCGUUUCAUCGUGGGCUCCAAGGCCAUUCCGGAUAGUGUAACUUUGGAUGUGAAUGAGGAUACAUCAGAUGAAGAGUUUCUUGCAGAGUUCAAGCAAAGAGUAUCGGAGGAUGGUUCAAUAAAAUACGAGGAGGUUGUGGUAGGAAAUGAUGGAGACAUAGUUGGUACAAUCUUCAAAUACAAUCGCAGUAAUCUGUUCAUCAUCGGACGAAUGCCCGAGUGUCGACUUGUUGCAGCUGUUAACAAGAAGAGUGAAUGUCCUGAACUGGGACCGGUGGGGAACUUGCUGAUUUCGCCGCAGUUUAAAACCAUAGCAUCGGUUCUGGUGGUGCAGCAAUACCGCGGGCAGCUGAUGGGAGACUCGCUGGCAUCGUUGAAGGAAGAACAUACGUCGGAUACGGAGGCGGAGGAAGCGGCAAAAGACUCGCACUGAUCUCUGCUUUUGUGGCUGAGUUGAGCCUGUUUGAGGUAAUGAUAGUAUAUAUACAAAUGAAUAUUUCGUUGCAAUAAUCUUUCAUUCCUGACCUUUAAUCUGUCAUGCUUUUAAUAUACGAGUCAUAGAUGUUGCUGAAAUAAUGGCGACAUGUAUUAUAAGAGUCAGAUGAUAGUAAAUGUAAAUGCUCAACUGACUAUGAUUAUCUCAAAACAAUUACAACUCCGGGAAGUAGUUGUUUGGGUUCAUUGUUUAUCCAUAUAUAUUAUGCUGGUGAA